Messenger RNA from Paraglomus brasilianum, 1056 nucleotides. Lineage: Eukaryota; Fungi; Glomeromycota; Glomeromycetes; Paraglomerales; Paraglomeraceae. The record is from the annotation of a GenBank genome assembly.
AUGGGAGAACGGAAGAGUCUGUUAUUAGCUGUUGCACCAUAUAUUGAAAAGCUACAUAGCGGAAGAGAACCAAUGUUCCCCGAACUUGAGAAAGAGUUGGCAAUUUGGAUACAAGAGAAUAGGAGUAAGGGUAGAGCAGUGACGAGAAUUAUGGUCGUACGCAAAGCCAAAAAUAUGACUCAACAACCGGCUUUCCAGAGACUCUAUCCCGGAAUAAAUCAGUUUGCCUUCUCUAAUAAAUGGCUUCGCAAUCGGUAUAACGAAUGGAUGAUCAAUGAAGCACAUGAAAUGACGCGUUCAGGGCGAAUCAAGCGACCAUCAUAUUCUGCUGUAGCAACGUGGGUGAAACAACCAUGGGAGGAUAUCGAUGUUGAACUCAUUAAAUCUUCUUUCAAAUGCUGUGGUAUCUUCUCCCUUGCAGACGAGCGAUCGCUCUUUAAUGUUGAGCAAUUAUACAAUGAUCUGGACAUUGCGAUAACUAAUUUGUAUGAGAUAGAUGUAGAAAGUACAGGAAGACAACUUGGAAGAGUAUUAAGUUUUUAUCGCCGCAAUAAACUGGAAGACCAUUUGGCUAAAGAAUGUCUAGAAAAAGCCAUUGCUUGUUACGAAAGGGAAUACGGUCCGGUACUAAAUUUGGAAAAAUUACAGAUAACUAUCCUUAAUUGGGAGAAAAUACAAUUAGAGGAAACCCUGGAAGAGCAAGCGUUAAUGGAAAAAUAUAACGAAUGUGCGGAAGAUCGAGACCAGUAUAAACAAUUGGUCCAACAAAAAGAAGAGGAACUACUUAUCGAAAUGAAACAUACGCAACAAUAUUUACAAGAAAGUUUAGAGGAAGCUCGAAAAUACGAUGAGAAAUACCAGAAAGAAAUCGAAAACCUUAAGAAGGAAAAAGAAGAACUUUCCCAGAAGCGCCAACAACAAUUCAACAAUCAACGACAAACUUUUAUGGAAGAAAUCACUGCUCUCAAGAAUGAACUUAAGGUUCUGAAACAACAAAUGGCCCAAGAACGAGAACAAGUGGAAGAAGAAUACAGAAAUUACUGGAUGAAGGUGUAA